Messenger RNA from Camponotus floridanus (Florida carpenter ant), 1502 nucleotides. Its product is annotated as odorant receptor 13a-like. Gene Ontology annotation, cellular component: plasma membrane. Gene Ontology annotation, molecular function: odorant binding; olfactory receptor activity. The transcript is spliced from 4 exons. Bases 306 to 1493 code for a protein of 395 amino acids. The record is from RefSeq and is a predicted model, not a curated record. NCBI's taxonomy places the organism in Eukaryota, Metazoa, Arthropoda, Insecta, Hymenoptera, Formicidae. Gene Ontology annotation, biological process: detection of chemical stimulus involved in sensory perception of smell; sensory perception of smell.
UCUAUUGUUUAACAAACCAAUAUCAAUAAAGUACUACAAUGUGCGCGUAUACAGGUAAGUCAAACGCACAUGAUAACGCUCAACAGAAAUAUUUGCUCGACGAUAACAAUUUAGAAAAUUAUCAUAUAAAUUAUUACUCGACGAUAAUAAUUUUACGUACCAUCGUGGUUAUUUGAAUGUAGCCAUAAUGAUUCAAAAGAAGCAGACUGAGAAGCAUAUUUUUCAUAUUGAAUAAUAAAUGAGUCGGAAUACCUGCGUUGCAUCGAUAUAGCAACCAUCGAUUAUUAGCAUUAGUUAUCUCGAGAAUGGCAAGAGAACGAUGGAAGGAUGAUAUCACGUACGCGAUCACCCCUUUCAAAUUGAUUACAUGGCCUAUUGGCGUAUGGCCACUUCAAGUUUAUGACAUUUAUUCGCUGUUGCGUUGUGCUUUAGGCAUUUGUUGUGCGAGCCUGGUUGUGAUCUUGCCUUUCAUGGAGAUAUAUAUGGGUUGUACUGACGUAGAGCAAAAUAUAGAUUGCCUGAUGAUAAUCUGUUGCGGAUUUCUCGGUGCGCUAAAAACGACAUGGUUCCGCAUUUAUGCAAAUAGUUUGAUUAUCAAUUACAACUCUGCUCUAAACGAUUAUCACACGAUUGUCAAUACAAAAGAUCGCGACAUUAUGAAAAGACACGCUUUCAUAGGAAGAACUAUUUGUUCUUCCUUAUUGACCAUUGCUUAUAUUUGUUGUCUAACAUAUGGGCUAAUUCCUAUUUUGGAUUACGAUAUAAGUAAUCGGAUUAACAAAACAAAUGAAGAUACGACACUAGAGUACGUUAUACCAUCAAGAUGCACUCUGGAAUAUUUUAAUUUUCCAACAUACAUGUAUACAAUUUUCUGUCUGAUCGAAACUGUUGUAAUGUUGUUGGCAGCUACAACUAAUCUUGGUAAUGAUGCAUUGUUCCUCAACAUUAUAUUGCAUGUUUGUGGUCAAGCAAACAUUCUGAGGAUCCGUUUCAUCAAUUUUGAUGUCACAAGUCCGCGAAUCCAUGAUCGAUUCAACGAACUAAUUCAAAGACAUCAUUAUGUGAUAAUGCUGGCCAGGAAACUUGCCGAUCUAAUCAGUUUCGUAUUGCUGAUAGAAUUAUUCAUUAUCAGCAUAUUAUUAUGUAUAGUGGGAUUUCAGCUUAUUUUUGCAUUCAAAGUCAAUGACACCGUUAUGAUAGGAAAAAAUUUAAUUAUUCUGAGUGGCGUCCUGACACAACUAACAUUGUAUAGCUUUAUCGGGAAUUACAUGAAAUCUGAAAUGGAAGAGAUAGGACUUUCUAUUUAUCAAAGUGCUUGGUACAAUUUUCCUAGAAAAUUAGUAAAAAGUGUAAUCUUUAUUCUUAUGCAGACAAAAUCUCCAGUCGCAUUGCAAGCUGGAAAUUUCAUCGUAGUCAAUCUGUCAACUUAUGUGAGCAUUUUAAAAACCAGUUUUUCAUAUUUGUCUGUACUUCGUAUUAUGCUCGAAGUGUGAAAUAUAAAA